CAGAUUUAAGGCGAUUAAAGUUUGUUGAGUAUGGCUGGUGAUGUGCUCGGUAUUCCAAGAUGAAGCGCCUCCGAAGUUUUCUGCUAGUUUGUGAUUGUGUGUUACAGGCGGACCAAAGAGACCAAUCAUUUCACUUUAUUACCCGGCUGAAUUCUGCUUGACUAGGAGGACGGAGCACAGCAAACCAUCCAUUAAGAGCUGAUAUAUUAUCCAAAACAAUUUAGUGUAUUCAUGAGGCAACAUAAAUGUGGAGGCUGCAAAAUUACCGUAAUCAAUUGGAACAGCAAGUGUGCUCCCGUCUGUGUGUCUGAUCAUUUGGAGAUCAUCUAACAACUGGAUGUGUCUGUAUUAAGACGGGUAUUAAAUCGCUGCAGAGUUACACUGGGAAGUCCAUGAUCAUUGGGUAAGUCAGGCUGGAUAACCAUCACAGGACAGCCAAACAGAUGAAGCAAAUAUCUCCCCUCGCAUUAGGAAGCCAUUCUCAUAUUUAAAAGGACCUUUAAAAAAAUCCUCUGGACAAUAUUGUGUGCAAUAUUCUCAAAUAUAGAUCUCUCUCUCUUCACUCUAUUAUUAUUUAUUUUAUUUUUUUUGGAGCUACACGUCUAAGAGUUUAUAGGCAGCAUGGAUGUCAGAUACAAUCAGGAAGGAGAGACAAGUAUUGUCUUGAAGAACGGACUUCAAGAGGGGAAUGAGAGCAAGGAAUCCCUCGGAAAUCUUUCUAAAUCGUUCCUGAAGGAGCAGCAGGAGGCUUUCUCAGCUUCUGGUUCUUCGGAAAACUGUGAAAAAAAUAAAGCUAACUCGGCAGACCCAGACUACUGCAGGAGAAUACUAGUUAGAGAUGCCAAAGGGUCAAUCAGAGAGAUUAUUCUGCCAAGGGGUUUGGACUUGGACCGACCCAAGCGCACCAGAACCUCCUUCACAGCGGAGCAGCUAUACAGGCUCGAGAUGGAGUUCCAGCGAUGUCAAUACGUGGUGGGGAGAGAGCGCACUGAGCUGGCCAGGCAGCUCAAUCUGUCUGAAACGCAGGUAAAGGUUUGGUUUCAGAACAGGCGAACCAAGCAGAAGAAGGACCAAGGCAAGGACUCUGAGAUGAGAUCGGUGGUUUCAGAAACGGCCGCCACCUGCAGCGUUCUGAGGUUGCUGGAACAGGGUCGCUUGUUGCCUCCCCCACGGUUGCCUGGACUUCUCUCCCACUGCACCAGCACUGCCCUUGGAUCAGCGUUAAGAGGCCCUUCUAUCACCAAUAAUGGCACACACACCACUUCCUCAGGGACAGCAGGGAGCUCGCCACUGCCGACAGUGACCACCUCAGGGGCUCCUCCGGGACUGCCCAACUCCCCACCUGGCCAUGGGCUCUUCAACUUCCCCAUCCCCUCCCUCCUGGGCUCCGUGGCCAGCCGACUCAGCUCAAACCACUUGUCCAUGGCCGGGUCCCUGGCAGGAAACUUGCAAGAACUGUCAGCCAGAUACCUGAGUUCUUCCGCCUUUGAACCCUACUCCAGGACCAACAGUAAAGAAGCGCUGGACAAAAAAGUGCUGGACUGAUCCCCUCUCCUUCGCUCUGUUUGUUGUUGUUGAUUCCUUCAAGGGAUCACUAAAAUAUUGCUUUUUCACAUCACAAAGGGAUUAUUCUGACAUUUUAAUAUUUUCAGAUGGUAGAUUGUAUGCCAGAUGUGUCCUCACCAGGCUUGUUACCUAAACAUGUGGUAUCCUUUUGUUAAAAUAACUAAAUGCAUUACCUAUCAAUUUGUUACCACAAAGAGCAUGCAAGCUACAGCAAUAUUGAAAAAUGUUCAAGUAUGUCUGCUUGGAAAAUAAUCAUGGCAAGGUGAAAGGUGCUUUCGUGAACUCCAUUGAAAAUAUUAAAGUCCUUGAAUGAGCCUGUAAAUAAAGGGCACUAUCGCCCUACUCCAUCGACUGACUUCUCAAAUUAAUUCUAAACCUAUGAGACCUGAUUCAGCACAGCAAAAAUAAUUCUCAAUACUGUGCAAUUAACUUUUCCCCAGACAUAAAUUACACUGACACUCGAAAUACUCACUAAUGCUAGAACAGCAGGAUACUGUUAACACAAAGCAGGUUUUACUUCUAAUGGUGAACAUAUUUGGGAUAUAAAAAGCAAAAAAGCAAAAUAAGUUUCUAUUAUCAAAAAUCAGAUGAGAAUAUCAUCUUAGGUUAAAACCUGGUUGUAUCCAGGAUUUGUGAAUGUCCCCCCACAACAUAACUU
Acipenser ruthenus (sterlet) is the source of this 2224-nucleotide messenger RNA. RefSeq names its product ventral anterior homeobox 1-like. The coding region runs from base 622 to 1545 and encodes 307 amino acids. Lineage: Eukaryota; Metazoa; Chordata; Actinopteri; Acipenseriformes; Acipenseridae. The record is from RefSeq and is a predicted model, not a curated record. The transcript has 3 exons. Gene Ontology annotation, biological process: neuron differentiation; brain development; regulation of DNA-templated transcription. Gene Ontology annotation, molecular function: DNA-binding transcription factor activity, RNA polymerase II-specific; DNA binding.